AUGAAUGAAUGUUUUGAAUAAUGCCUAUCUAUGCAGUCAGGCAAAAAUAAGAGAUAACGAAGUCCGAUCUCGGUGAAAUUUGCUACUUAACGCAGUUUCUAAGUAACCAAAUAAACCAAAUCUGAUAAUGAUUAGUAACGAUUAGUUUUGGAUUAUUCAAGAUAAGGAUUAACCAUUUUUAAUGUAAUUUAUCGUUUAUCAUCGAAGGAUGGAAUGAUGUGGAAUGGUCUUUUACAUCUGAUUUUAAAUGAAAACAGGCUAAAAGAAUUUGACACAAAUAUUUUAAAAAAGACUCCAUUUCUAUAACAUCUAUCAUUGGAAGAUAAUUAAUUGCAAACCUUUGGCCCUAUUCAAUAAGGCGAUGCUCCUAAGUUGUCUACUCUUAAUAUAGCAAGGAAUCUCUUGAAAUAAAUUGAUCCUUCCAUAUGCAAACUGCAAUUGAAGAAACUGUAUAUAUAAUAAAAUUACUUUACUAAUAUUACUAAACAAAUUGUGGAUUUGAGCUCUACUUUGGAAGUGCUGGGAUUGGGUUGGGGCAUAUUUUGUUAAUCUUAAUUUGAUUUUUUAUUAGAGGAUUAGAAGUUGAAAGUGUUUUUCACUUUGAUGGAAGCGAUGUCUAAUGAAUUAACAUUUGAAUAAUACAUAAUGAAUUAUAAAUCAAUCAGCAAUGCAGUUAUUGUUACUUAGGGUGACCUCCUGAAUGAUAGCAUAAAUUCUCAAAACGAACAACUCCUCACCCAAAUCAAGGAGUAGCUGAAUUACCAUUCACUUGAGAUUGAGACUUAAUUGAAUUACAUGAAUGAUUACAAACAAAAUCUCAUGCAUUUAGCAGUGGUUUAUGACGAAAUUGGGAUUUUAGAUUUCCUAUUAAAUCAUCAUUUGGACUUGGCUAAUUAAGUCGAUCUCAAAGGACACACACCAUUAAGUCUGGCAAUCGAAAAAAAAUAUUACCGUUUGGUUUCUGUGAUACUGAAAUUCAAUGUGAAUGUGAAUUUGGGAGGUGGAUUGCAAUCCUCGAAUUUGCACAUUGUAGCCUAGCAAUGUCAAGUGGAAUUGCUCUAAGAUUUAAUAGAUUUAGGAGCAAACCCUGCUUAAUAAGAUAUUUUUAAGGAUACUCCAUUGCAUAUCAUAAGUUCAUAUGGUGAUCAUAAAAGAGUAAAAUAGUUUUAUUAAGUUCUAUUGCAACAACCAUUUGAUGUAAAUCAUUAAAAUUUGAAAGGUUAAACUUGUUUGGAAAUUCUAAUAGAAAAAAACAACUUUCUAACAUUGCAGUUUUGUAGUGAAUGGAAUACAUCGUAGAUUAGACAAUUUAAUGAUUAAAAUCUAUUCAAUUUUUGCAGCAUAAAUCCUCAUACAAAAUUAUCCUUAUUGGAUAAAUCAAUUAUAACCAAAAGUUUGAUGAUUCAAUAGUUUUUAGUUGAUUUCUAACUUGUUCCAAUUACUUACUAAACGUUGAUGCUUUGUUUCUUACCAAAGAUUCGUAAUGUUUUUUUGUAUAAAAUACUCAAGAAAUAAUAAUAGAUUUAAAUUAGAAAUUCACUCAUUCAUUAAGAUGGCAAUUUGAAUGAAGAUAAUGAUGGGAUUUUAAAUGUUUCUCCUCAAGUAGAAGCAGUUGGUAAAUUGAAUGUGAGUGAUGAGAAUGGUUCUUUUGAUGAUGAUUAAAUGAGUAAUAUUAGUGAUAAUGCACCUGGUUAAGUAUCGGAGAAUUUAAAGUAAUUGAACAGUUGGACUCCUAAAUUUCAAAGUUUAAGAAGUGGAACUAUAAAUUUCAAGAAAUCCUUUUACGAUAUCUUAUCUAAUAUAACUGAAUGCAUUCCAGAUGAUGAGAUAUCUGUGAUUCAUUAUAACAAGGAUAUCAUCAAUAAUAAUGGGAGUAAGUUGGUUACUAAAAAGAAUAUGGAUGAAAUUUAUACAUCAAGAUUAGAACAUAAAUUAACUAGAGGGAAUAGGUAGAAUUUGAAAUAGCAUAAUUAUUCUCCUAAUAAUAUUCGAAUGAUUGAAAAUAGAAAUUCGAUAUUUAAAUAUGAUAACUAUCAAUAAAAAAGAUAAUUAGCAAUUUUUUAAAAGCAAAUGCGCUAAAUUAUUAUUAGUCUCCAAAAUAAUUUAAGGGAAUCUAAUCAAUAAAAUGAGGAAGUCAUAGGUGAGUAUUUUAGAACUCAAUUCAAAAUUUUAGAUCAGUUCUUAACUUCCAAAAUAGGAAAAGAAUUAAUCAUAAUUGAUAAACCUCUCCAAACUGAAAUUAGAACAUUAAGAACCUUGAUUUAACAAGAUAGAUUCAAAACCAAGAUUAUCAAUAAAGUAAUUGAUUUGUUUGACUUAUUGAAAUGA
Messenger RNA from Paramecium tetraurelia, 2328 nucleotides. RefSeq lists its product as uncharacterized. The transcript has 3 exons. Gene Ontology annotation, biological process: regulation of gene expression. Gene Ontology annotation, molecular function: protein binding. The record is from RefSeq and is a predicted model, not a curated record. Gene Ontology annotation, cellular component: nucleus. Lineage: Eukaryota; Ciliophora; Oligohymenophorea; Peniculida; Parameciidae.